UCUGACUCGAUUCCCGGAGAUAUUUUCUCACCUCGUCUUCCGAUCGGUGGACCACUUGGAAUUUGGAUAGAACUUGAAACCUUCCUUCCUCCUCGCUUUCUCCCGUCUCUCAUCUCUCGCCGGAUCUUUGUACUCUUGUCGCCGUCCACCGCAGUCGCAGUUUCGUGGCUGUGCUUCUCCGGCCAUUUUGCACUGGGAAAGUCGGUUUACUUCUUCAGCAUCGCUAAGCCAUCAAUUUCUUCUUAAAUUUCCAAGCAGAAAACAUGAGGAAAGGAGAGGGCGGAAGUUCAAAUUCUCAAUCUCCAAAAAAGCUGAAAUUUGUACCAAAAAUACCUUCUCGGAAGGCACGAAAACGAACUGUAGCUAACGAGGAGCCAUCUGAGAGUUAUCAUGAGGUUGUCGGCAAAGAACUGGUUUUAAAAAUUCAGAGAGCAACCAUGGGCAGUGGGUUACUACAGAAGACAUUGUCAAGCGAUAGGAAAGCAGUUGCUCAAACAGAAGUUGCAUUUGGACAUGUUGAUUCCAAAUUUGCAAGAUCGUUUCCAAAAGGCAAGGCCAAAGUAAACCAGGCUGAAGUAAAUGAGAUUCAAGACAUUGAUGAUGGUGAAAUAAUUCCAAAAAUAAAAAGUCACUAUGUCGAUCCCUGGGAUUAUGAAAACUCAUAUUAUCCGGUUACCCUACCAUUAAGGAGGCCUUAUUCAGGAAAUCCAGAAAUUCUCGAUAAAGAGGAGUUUGGAGAAGCCUCAGCACCUGUAGCAUUGAAUUGUAGCAAAAUUAGUCCAGCAGAAGAGCUUGGGUUGAUGCAGGAAAAGAGUGCGGCAAAACGGAUGUUUCUUUUCCAGUUUCCUCCAACUCUUCCAUCAGUCAAGAAACCUGCUGCUGAUGGGGCUAGCAGAAGCACUGGCAAGUUGGAAAAGCAAUUUACUAAUGGAUGCAAGUUGGAAGAUCUCCCUGAAGGGCUCAUUGGCAAAAUAAUGGUGCACCGAAGCGGAAAAAUGAAGAUGAAGUUGGGAGAUUCCUUCUUUGAUGUAUAUCCUGGAGUAAAAUGUGAUUUCGCCCAACAGGUUGCGGCAAUUAAUGUCAAAGAGAAGCACUGCUGCGUCUUGGGAGAGCCUGGCAAGCGUGUGGUGGUGACUCCAGACGUAGAUUCUCUAGUAAAUGCUAUAUAGCUUUGUUAUGAGUUCUAGCACUUUCUACUACAGCAAGCUGCUUCCUUGAAAUUAGACAUGGUAAUGCUUAGUUUGAUGCUAACAAAAGUUUCUCCAAAAAGUAUUGAGAUGGUCGGCAUGCAAUAUGAGUUCAA
Zingiber officinale is the source of this 1303-nucleotide messenger RNA. RefSeq lists its product as uncharacterized. The record is from RefSeq and is a predicted model, not a curated record. Gene Ontology annotation, biological process: transcription by RNA polymerase III. Gene Ontology annotation, molecular function: DNA binding. The transcript is spliced from 11 exons. Bases 264 to 1169 code for a protein of 301 amino acids. Lineage: Eukaryota; Viridiplantae; Streptophyta; Magnoliopsida; Zingiberales; Zingiberaceae. Gene Ontology annotation, cellular component: RNA polymerase III complex.